Molecule: messenger RNA, 252 nt
Organism: Clunio marinus
Lineage: Eukaryota; Metazoa; Arthropoda; Insecta; Diptera; Chironomidae
Source: the annotation of a GenBank genome assembly
AUGUCAAUAACUUUAAACGAGAAAUCUUGCGUUACAAUUCAGAACACGAAAUCACUUAUCAGUCUCAUCAUGACAUCAAUUAAUUAUAUUCUUAUUCUAUUGGUCGUUGCAGUUUGCGUUGCUGUUGUUCCAGUUACUGAAGCAUUUAUAAUUAUAAACGGUCAACCAUUUGCAGAUGCAUUAAAUGGAAUCGCAAGAUUGUUGCAGCAAUUAGGAAUUCUUCCAAGGAAUAACUUUAAAGAUGAGGAUUGA